AUGACACGGAUAACUACCCUAUUUGUACUCUGUCUAUCUUUCAUUCUGCUCACUGGACCCGCGUCGGCGGCAAUCUUCGACGACCCCGGCCUCUCGUAUUGCAAAUGUGUAUGCUUUACGAAUUCUACCAUCAUCCCCUUGUAUCGGCCAGAAAAUCCAAAGAAACCAUGUCUCUCUUGUACUCGCCAAUUCUGUCUGGACCAGAAACUGGCGAUAUGUAAGGGCGCGGAGGUGCCAGAGCUCGAUACGGAUGUGGGCACAGGUACUGAAGGAGAUGUAGAAGCCAGGUGCUUUAAACGCGAUUCUCCAAGAGAUCAGCUCUUUGUCACAUUCUUUGUGCUGAUCGUCGUUGGUCUUCUUCUGUAUGCCGCCAUCAGGUCUAGAUUACGCAAAGCCAUAGCAGAACGAGGGCGACCUACAGAUCUUCGUCAAUGGGGCGAAGCGCUCAUACCGGAGCCUUUACAGCAAUACUCGACGGCAUUCCUUCCCGGAGCUCAAAAUAGGGGAGGCAGAGCUGGUGGAGGAAUGCGAAGCGCUGGGGUAUCAGCAGGAGGUUAUACGCCGGUAAGCGUGGGUAGUUGA
Cryptococcus amylolentus CBS 6039 is the source of this 582-nucleotide messenger RNA. RefSeq lists its product as hypothetical. Lineage: Eukaryota; Fungi; Basidiomycota; Tremellomycetes; Tremellales; Cryptococcaceae. The record is from RefSeq and is a predicted model, not a curated record. The transcript has 4 exons. The coding region runs from base 1 to 582 and encodes 193 amino acids.